Molecule: messenger RNA, 6105 nt
Organism: Carcharodon carcharias (great white shark)
Lineage: Eukaryota; Metazoa; Chordata; Chondrichthyes; Lamniformes; Lamnidae
Gene: ccdc62
Product: coiled-coil domain containing 62
Exons: 15
Coding region: 132-2645 (837 amino acids)
Source: RefSeq, a predicted model, not a curated record
GAGAGCGAGAGACGGCUGAACCGAGCCGGAGGAGCAGGGCCGGAGGGGCGGCUGAUCCGGGCCGGAGGAGCGGGGCCGGAGGGGCGGCUGAUCCGGGCCGGAGGAGCGGGGCCGGUGACGGCGAGAAACCAAUGAAGCCGAGCCGGCGAUGCAGGGUACCGGGGGUUGAAAUGGAAGGGAGCCAACCUUCUGGAGACGCGCCUCUUAUUAACCCCAGGAAUCCAGUGAAUGCAUCAAGUUCUGAAAGCCACCUUGAACAAUGGCAUAGCACUCCAAAAUCUAAGCCUUCCUUAGAGAAUGUUAGCUGUUCAAAAUCUAUAGGGGAUUCAAAGAUGAACUUUGGAAAAAUGCAAGAUUUUGCUGCAACAAAUGCAGGAAAAUUUAAAAGCUGUCCUACAAAAGCUAUUCAGCCAGUUCCCAUAAUGAAUGGCUGCACAAAAAACAAUACAAACGUAGAUCUGGAGAAUGCCACCAUUCAGAAACAACGCAAUGAGUUACAGCUGCUUGUUGCAGAACUGAAAGAUCGGGACAAAGAGUUAAAUGAAAUGGUGGCAGCACACCAAAAACAGCUUCUGGCAUGGGAGGAGGAUCGCCUGCGCAUACUCAGCCUGGAAGAGCGAUGUGCUAAAGUGGAACAUGAACUGCGAAACAGGAAUGAGAUCAUCAGGUCAUUAGGUGCGCAACAAAAGAUUUUGGAAUCUCAGCAAGCUGAUUGUCUAAAAACACUCGCCAGCACCCAGCAACGGCUGAAGGAAAUGUCUGAAAAAGCAGCAGAGGCUGCUAGUAACUGUGAAGAGUUAGAGGACAGGAACAAAAGCCUGAAUUCCUCCAUGUUGGAACUUUCUGCCCAGGUUGGACAGUUACAGGCACGUGAACAGGAGCUCACUACAAUGCUGGAAUUAAAGGACAAAGAUAUGGUUGAAGCUACCAAUCAUAUCAUGGAUCUUACAGCUAGGUUUAAAACCUUAGAGGGUGCAUUACGAGAAGCCAGGCUAAAUGAAACAAACACCAGAAAAGAGGUGCAUGACUGCAAACAACAUUCAAAGAAACUAAGACAUGAAAUCUGCAAGCUUAAAGAUGAAUUAGAUGAAAAGACGGUGGAAAAUAAUGAACAAAGGGAAGAAAUUAUUCGCCUUAAACAAGAGAGGCACUAUCUAGGAAAUGAGCUCACUUUAGCUGUUGAACGGGAGAAGAGGAAAGAUCAGAUACUGGAACUGGCAAGAUCAAAACAGGAACGAGCAGACACUGAAUUGCAUGGCCUUCGGCAGGUAAAUGAAAAGCAACAACAUGACUUGCAGCUUCUGCAUCUGAAUCUUGAAAGUUCUCAGGAGUUGAUCCAAAAGCAGGAGGAGAAAAUCCUUGAAAUUAGUUCAAGUAGACUUCUCUCAGAUUCCAACUCUAUGACACAGAGCAAGGAUGGACAGAAUGAGACAGAUGGACAAGGACGGAAAAAUGAUGUGGUCAUUAGAAAAUGGAAAAAGGAGGCAAGCAAAGAUUGCAUGACCAAUAGACACAAAGAAGAAACAAUCAAAGCAAUGCAGAAUUUCAAUGGUGAAUUAACUUCAAAUAAUACCAAAGAACAGGGCCAUUUAUUGGUCACAGAAGUGGGCAACACUCUCAGAAAUUAUACCUCGUCUGAAUGCAUAAAUGCUCAAACUUUCUUUCCCACCGACUUUGAUCAGACUGCUAAUGGAAAUCUGGCAUUCAAGAGCUAUGCUCUACCGACUAAUGUUAAUGAUUCUAAUAAAAAACCUACAAAAUAUGUUAUACCAAAGCAAAGCUCCAAAUAUACAGCUUCAAACAAUUGCAUUUCACCUCAGGUAAGAGAUGACAAUUUACAGCAAGUGCCAAGGACGCAGAAAUGGAGAUGUGAAGGAUCUUCUGAUGUCAAUACCACAGAAUGUAUGGAACCGUAUAAUAAUAUAGGUUAUACAAACAUUGAUCAUCACAGUCCUACCUGCAAAGGCAACUUAACCGCCAUUUCAGUGGACAGUCAUUAUACUGUUUGCUCAAAGACAAGUGCAACUUCUAUUGUGUCACCCAAAGAAGUAGCAAAGACUUCGGAGAGUCAUAAAGUAGAGGAUAAAUACAGCAAUGAACUGACUGACUGCAGAAUUGGUGAAGAAAUGAUUUGGCCUCAUACAAGGAAUGAAACUGACCAGGAGCCACCAAAUUCGGAACAAGAGUGGAUGAAGAUUUAUCAGCCAGCUGUAGAUGUAAAGGACUUGUGGUGGCUGUACCUAAAUGAUGGCUCAGGGUCCUCACGUGGGAUAGACAGUCCUGCUAGUGUGGGAAAAAAGAGUGAGGAAAGGCUGGAAUUGAACACUUUUAGUCUGGAGUCACCACUGCGUUCCAUGAAUUCCUCACCAGUGAGAGAAAGAUCGAGGGGAAAGAGCAACCUCCAUAGUGACCUUUCCAUGAAUAACUCUGUUUCACCAGUGAGGCUGAGCACUAAUGAGGACAGCGAAAGGGUGUCUGCUGCUAAUACUUAUAGAGAUGGUUGUUCACCAACGACUAAACUGCAACGUCUGCUGGCUGAAUCUCGACAGAUGGUCGCGAGUCUGGAGCGCAGCACUCAGCUUCCUCUUGGCUUAUCAUCCUGUGCUAGCAGCAAUAGCAACGUAAGGGAUGGUUGUUCGCUCUAAUCUGGGGGAAAAUCAAUUCAGUAAAUUAUAUUCCUGCAUGACAAGGUAAAAUGACAAAAUUGCAAAGUGGAGUGAAUGCUGUGACAAGAUCCUUAGUGUGCAACGGAAGGAACAUUAAGCUGCCAGUACCCGUGACAAUUACGCUUAAUAUUUACCAAUGGACUAAAUUCUGAUGUGUUUUAGGAUGCAGAUAUGAAAAUUGCAAAUAAAUACAUGGAAACAAUUGUUAUUUGUGUUUAGUGAUGACUAUAGUGAUGGCAUUUGUAGAUGUUUAAUUUUUAUGAAUAUCCCAGUACUGAUCAGAUUAACAGUAGCAUUUAUACAAACUAAACAUGGAAAAAAAUCAUUUUAAAUUGGUGUUUUAGAGCAGAAUCACAUUAUUUUUACAAACUGAGAUUGCUGUUUUCAAUUUGGCAAAUACAUUUUUUGUUAUUGAUGGUGUAAUCUAUUUCAAUAAAUACUUGAUUGUAGGAAGAUUGGGGUACCAAAAAAAAUCCAAAUGAAGAAUUGACAAUGUUAAAAGUAUGAACUUAUUACGUGAGGAAGCUCCUUGUUUUUAAAAUGAUUGAAUCCAUAUUCCUUUGACAGUGCAUGUUCAAUCAAAAGCCAGUAUGAAGUUGUUAGAGCCAUUUUAGUCAGCCACAGUUCCUACUAGUGACUGAAUAUAAAGGAAAAUAAAAGUGAAUAAAUUAUGGCUUGAAAUUAAGUCUAAAUGACAGCUAAUUCUACAGGAUCAAUUUGUGGCAAAUGCUCCCAUUCCAGUCCAAUUUACCAGACUCCCAAGUAUAUUGAUUUACAUUUGCCAAUACUCUAUCAUUCCAUUUCCUGUUAAGUUGUUCAAUGAUUUGCAAUUUUAAGUAUGGCGAAUGAGAAUACAGUCCAAAGUUGGGCCGACAUAUUGUAGCAUUCAGAGUGAUGAAUGGGAGAGGAAGUACUAUAGCUUUCCUUCAUCAUAGAUCUUUGGUUUUACAUGCUUCUGACCAGGACUUCUAAUCGCAGGAACAAUUCUGAUAAACUUAAAGGCUGAAAUCCACUGGGAGAAAAUCUAUCUUCAUCAUUGGCCUAAAUAAAUCAGCUGGUUAAACUGGUCCGCCCUUUCAAAAUUUUCAGUUUCAACCUUCGUCAUGAAGCGUGUGUGACAGCAAUGGCUGAAAAGAAAAAUUCCACUACGUCAACAUGUAGGAGUCCUGUUCUUUUUAUGUUGCUGCUACUGUCCCAAUAGAUGAAUCUCUGUGCAGUGUGGGUGAUUCAUUUGAAAAACUGCUGUUCCUGAUGUUCUAGAUCUGUUGCUUUUGAACUCUGCAGUUAAUCUAUAAUCCUGGGUAGAAUGCAAAUUUGUGUUUCUAGAUGUCAGCAGCAGACUUGUUCCCUGAACAGCUUUCUUAUACUUUUUAAGUUCUCUUAACCUAUAGAUCAAAAAGGCUCUGUCCUGAACAUUACCCUUUUAAGCCUCUGGCUUUUAUUAUUGAAACAUUAAGGUUGCAAAGUGAAUCCUUUUCUGAUGUAUAACUUAUUGAAAGGAAGGACUGAUUCAGAAAGACAGUAUAUUUGAGCCAUUAAUCAUGUCAGAUAAUCAUUAUGCAUAGUACUAUAAACAUAUUUGUAUGCAAAACCUGUAUUGGAUGUUUACCAUUAACAUUCUAUUGAAAAUGUGAAUGAUCCAUAGGUAAAUUUUACUCCAUGUUGUAAUUACAUCCUCACCCUUCCCUUUUUCUUUUUACCAUUCCUGAAAGUGAUUACUCUCAAAGGCAAUGAAGGACGAGCAAUAAAUGCUAGUGUUGCCAGGGAUGCCCACAUCUCACGAGCAAAUUAAAAAAAGACAUAUUGAGGUCUAGUUUUACAUGAGAAAACUAAACUUAUUAUCCCUCAAGCCUGCUCUGCCAUUCACUAAGAUCAUAGCUGAUCUACCUGAAUUCCAUUUUUCCAGCCUAUCCCCAUAUCCCUGUAUUCUCUUAGUGUCCAAAAAUCUGUCGCUCAGUCUUGAAAAUACUCAACUAUUGAGCAUCCACAGCUCUCUUAAGGUAGGGAAAUCCAAAGGUUCACAACACUCAGAAGAUAUUUAUUUCUAUCUCAGUCCUAAAUGGCCAUCUCCUUAGCCUGAGGCUCUGACCCCUCAUUCUAGCUCCCCAGCCAAAGCAAACAGACACUGAUAGGCUCCUAGUACCUGAGAAAAUGAGUAGGCUAUUUUACAAUUGGGAGGUGGUCAGAGAAGCUGGAGCAGGAUCGACAUGCCUGAUUCUCUCUCCACACAAUGUUCAUAUAUGUGCAUUCCAGCAGGACUCCUGGCUAGUGAUCAGGAGUGGAAUUCUAGCUUGUUGCUUCAUUUCUUUUUCCCUCACUCUCGCCUAGAGGCCAAUUGUAGUGAUUGGACCCUAUCAUUGUUCUGGCUGAGAUAUUGAGCAUGUGCUAGGGACUGAUGGGCUUAAUUCCUGGUCUGCAUAUCUCAGUACCAAACUGAAUUACUAAGAGCUUUAAUUAGUCUUUCUCUGUUUCUUUUAAAGGGGUGCUUCAAAUAUGUAUGCUAUGUUUUUGAUUUCCCCUUGUAAAUGUAUUUGUAUUUAUUUUUGAUACAAAGAUAGUUCUGUGGUCCCAUAAUUGAGUAACAUGACUACAUAGAUAAAUUGCUUCUAUUUGCUGUUGUUAAUGAUUUAUGCAAAUCUGUUGAAAAACACAGUUUUGUAUAUUUUAAGCUGGAAAUGUUUCUUACCUCCUGCAAUCAUGAUGUAAUGGACCAUUUCAUUCAGAAACAGUAGUGUCAUUAACAAAUGCAGUAAGUUGACAUUCUUUUAAGGGACCAGUAGCCAUGGUGAUGGAAUAUUCCAUUUUGAGUUUGCAGCAUUGUUCAAAUCCCAGCUUCAACUAACAUUCAUACUCUGCCUCCAUUGUACAGACAAGUGCUAUUGAUUCUCUGUGAAAAUGAUAUCUGGACUGCCUUGAGAUGAUGGAGCACUUCACAAUGAGAUGGGCAAAAUGUAAGGAGAUCUGUUGCACCGCAGCCUAGCUCACUAGACUAUUUGUGCCUUCUUUCAGAUUGACACUAAGAACUGUAAUUUGGACCACCCGGAAGGCACUGGAAGUGAAAGGGUAAUAGUGGGGAUGUAAUUAUUAUGAAGCCAUUUACAUGUGUAGGACAACAGAAAAAGUAUUAUCAAUAGCUCUUAAUAUUUAUUAACAUAAACUCAGAUUUUGUAAUUUUGUACCUUUUAUGUUUUUAUUGGGAUUUAACCAUUAAUGCUAGUGAAAAUGUAAAUACAAGUUAAAUAAAUUGAUAUUUAUUUGUAGUGUUAUUAUAAAGCUCAAUAUGUUUUUCUACUGUCAUAUACAACACUUGUUCAACCAGUUGAAUUAAAGAUUUCUGAAAUCUAUGUAUGUAUAUUAAACUGGCUUGUUUGGAGCAUUGUCUUAAAUUAAUAGUAAUUUUGUACUUUUUUUAUAUUAAAAUUUAUUUAAGUACCAAAAA